GCUAGUAGCUCGCCAUCACCUCCCACUAAUGCCGUUGCCUUGCAAUUCAUGUAUGUCUGAGUUCUCAUAAUGUCGGCUGAUAGCUGAGAUACACAAACUGUUUAGGUGUUGUGAUGGUUUCAACGUGAACGUUAGAGGUCUGCAGGGAGUCAAAUUGUCAGAUGGCGCCCACUAAGAUGAAGCUGCGUGUGCGUCGGAGGGAGACAGGAGCUGGCGCGGGAGGAGAACAGGACGAACAGGAAGAGACGCCUAAGACCCCAUCCUCCCGGUCGGUCUCAGCCGAGGCGUCUCCUGACUCAAAAUGUCCCAUCUGUCUGGACCGAUUCAACAACAUGUCUUACCUGGACAGGUGUCUCCAUCGCUUCUGCUUCCGCUGCAUACAGGAGUGGAGCAACAGCAAGGCUGAGUGUCCACUCUGCAAGCAGCCGUUCUCCUCCAUCCUCCACUCCGUCAGAGCUCAGGAUGACUUUAAGGAGUUCACGCUCAGACCGCCGCCGGCUCCGGGAGAGAACGGCACGGUUAUGAUCGCUGCCACUGAAGCUGCUGCCGCUGCCUUGGUAACCGCCAGGGCGGGUGGUAACCAUGGCGAACGGAGGAGGAUGCGGAGAGGAGGAGGGCAGGGGAGAGGAGGAAGGGAGAGGAGAUAUUUAGGACGACAACCGAGGGAAAGGGCUUUCCUUUCUUCACCUCCUCUCCCUCUACCUCCUCCACCUCCUAUUCACCCUCCUCUUUUGCCUCGGCCUGAAGAUGGAGGGAUGGCUGGAGCAGCGUUGAGGGAGGUGGAUGAAGAGGAGGACCCAGGGGUAAUAUUCGAGGGUUUAACUGGCUCGGCGGCGCCCCCGCCCCACGACCGCGGGGUACAGCGCCUCAUGGUACGACUGGCCGCGCGGCGACGGGCCCAGCGGGAGGGCCGCUCGGUGAGGCUGCUCCGCCCACGGGAGAUGCUGGCCUUCCGCCGCGCCCUCUAUCGCAGCGGCGUGCGAGUCCGGGGCAACCUGGCCGGGGGCGAGAGACCGCGGGACAUCACGGCGUCGUUCUACCAGCGGAACCCGGCAGCCCUCCAGAGGAUCCAUCCCUGGUUACAGCGGGAGCUUACGGUGCUCUACGGUGCCCACGGUUCAUUGGUCAACAUCGUCCAGCGCAUCAUAACGUCGCGAAUCACGCGGCACGACAUGGCAGGAGGGGGCGGUGUCAUACAGGACGAGCUCCGGCCCUUUUUGCUGGCACGGACUGAUCACUUCCUUCAUGAGCUGAUCUGUUUUGCCCGUUCUCCUCUCUCCAUGGAAGCCUAUGAUCAGCUGGCCGUCUACGACCCACAAUCCCACCUUGGCAGAAUGACAUCAUCAUCCAGCGACACAGACGACUCCGUCAUUGCCAUCUCAGAGGAAGAGGAGGAGGAGGAGGAAGAGGAAGGGGGUUCAGAGGGGGAGAGGGAGCGACGGCCCGUGUCAGGAGCGGAAAGUAGCGCUCUCAGCCAAUCAGCUUGGGAUGAUGAAACCCCAGGACCCUCCUACUCUACAGCCGAGCCUUCCCAUUCGCCCCUGCCGCUGCCCGUCAGCCCAGGGGGGCGUGGCCCAGUGGAAAGCUCUGAGCAUCAAGAGGUGACAGCAGGAGAGAGGGGGGAGGAGGGAGGAGCAGAAGAGGAGGGAGGGGAUGAGUGUAUGAUAGUGGGCUUCGUUAAACCGAUGGCUGAGAGGACUCCUGAGCUGGUACAACUCUCCUCCGACUCCUCGGACCAAGAGGAGGACGCACAGAAGAAGAAAGAGGAGGAGGAGGAGAGGAUGGAGAAGAAACAGGCCUUUUCACUUCCAGCACUUCCCCCUUUAUGCAUUGACAUCCCCCCCCUCUCCAUCCCCGUCCCUCCCCCCUCUCCAUCCAAACACACCCACACAGAGGGGAAGGAGGUGGUGGGGGAGACGGAGCAGGGAGCAGAGGGGAGCCAUCAUGGCCCUCUGGUCGAGGGGAGGAGAGAGUGUCCACGGUCCGGGCCUUCCGGGUCCCGAUCCAGAAGCCGGCAGCGGUCGCAGGGGGGGUCCGGCAGUGUCCUGUCAGGGUCGGACCGCUCCAGGAGCUCUGAACGGAGCUGGUCGGCUCAAAUCGCCGCGCCUCCACAGAACGACGACAGCAGCCGGGAACGCCAUCGAAAGAGACGGGAGAGGGAGCGAGAGAGGAGGAGGAAGAAAAGAGCACGAGAGAGAGAGAGCCACUCCUACUACAGAGACUCCUACAGGCACCACAUCAGAGAACAACGGAAGGAGAGGGGGAGGGAGCGAGAGAGGGGGAGGGAGAGAGGGGGACAGAGGGGCGGGGGUAAAGACACAGUGAGAGAGAGGAUUCCAUAUGAACCGGCCAGGUCCCGAUAUUCACACGCAGGAAUAUUCUCUAGUCCAGAAUUCAGCGUUUUAUCCCACUCCCCGCUCCGCUCUCAGUCCUUAUCCCGGAGCAGUAAACGAGGUCGGGAAUCUCCUAGGGAACACCGGCGUUCCUGUUCAUCCGACAGUCUCUCCAGCUUCAGCUCCACGUCCCACUUGUCCGCGGACGGACAACCUUCCAGACAUUCCGACAAGCCGGGAGGGAAGAGGAAGUACAAGACGCGGCACCUGGAAGACCCUUCCUGGGAACCUCCCAGCUCUGCGUGCAGACAGAAGGGGAGAGAGGGAAAGCGGGGGAGAGAUGGGGGGAGAGGGGGAGCAGAAACCUCCCCGGGGCCCAGGAACAGCAGAGCCCGGGUGGGGGAGAGCGAGACGAGGCCCCGGUCCCGCAGCCCCAGCAUUGAAAUCAUCUACGAGGGGACGGCGGAGCCCGUGGCUAGCUCCCCGCGUCCUCAACGCGACCACAAACGCAAACACCGGAGGAAACAGCGUCACAGCACGCGCCGGCACUCCCCGGUGAUCAUCACCAUCGACAGUGACAGCGACCGCGCGCCUCCGACCACCAGGCCAGGCGACGACCGCGCUCUGGAUUUAACUGACCGCGAUGCGCUCGCCUUCCCUGGCCGUGAUUUGCCCGCGGCCGGUCUUCCUCUCGGCGACCACAGCCUGGACAUGGGGGUCGAUAUUAGUGAUUUGGCGGUUGACAUCCUCGACCGUUCUUUGACGGCUUUGGACCAGAGCUCGGAUAACGGCUUCGAUGUUGACCGGGCUGUGGAUGACGGUGGGGAUGAUGUUCCGGUCCACGCCAAGAACCUGACCAGAACCUCUGCCGGUCACACGGUCACCCGCAACUUGAAUGUGGGCGACGCCGGUCAUGUUCGCCCGCAGGUCAACCGCGUCGACCCUGAUGUCUCGACCUCGGUGACCUCUGACUCUCGUCUCCUAGCCGCCAUCCUCCAUGAAUUGGAACACACACUAGUGCCCAAGCCUGAUGCCAGUACGUCAUCUUACCCCGACCACGACCCUAAUACAACCACAGCGGAUAGCAGGGAGCUCAUCCAGAGGUCGGAGGGUGGGAUCAUCUCUGCCUCCCCAGCUGACAACCGCUGUACCAGUCCCACAUCUAGACGUCCCUCUGACGCCCAGUCUAGCAGAUCUCCAACACACGUCUUUCCUAUUGGCCCACGCCACCGUUCACCCAAUCCAGACUCUCCUAUUGGCCCACGCCACCGUUCAGCCAAUCCAGACUCUCCUAUUGGCCCACGCCACCGUUCAGCCAGUCCAGGCUCUCCAAUAGGCCCAUACUCCCAUUCAAACAAGUCAAGCUCUUCAAUAGGCCCAUACCCCCAUUCAGCCAAUCCAGGCUCUCCAAUAGGCCCGUACCCCCAUUCAGCCAAUCAAGGCUCUCCAAUAGGCCCAUACCCCCGUUCAGCCAAUCAAGGCUCUCCAAUAUGCCCAUACCCCCGUUCAGCCAAUCCAGUCUCAAUACUCACAUACAACACUAGUGCUGUUCCAUCUAUUCAACAUCUCUCCAAUAGUCUGUCAGUACAGCUUCCCACAGCUCCUCUACUGGCUGGACACAGCUCUCCUGCCACUCCGCCACCUUCUAUUGGACAAGACCACUGUGCUACUAGUCCUCCACCUUCUAUUGGACUAGACCACUGUGCUACCAGGCCUCCACCUUCCAUUGGCCUACACCACCGUGCUACCAGGCCUCCACCUUCUAUGCAAAUCAGCUCAGAUGCUGUGUCAUCUAUAUUAACCUUGGGGAACUAUUCUAGCACCCAUGUAUCUCCCAGAUACCACUGCUCUGGAACCGACCCUAUGGUUCCUUCACAAGACAACACUAACUCCGGAUCCCAGGUUACCCACCGUUCUGACAGUAUUGCUUGGUCAUCAGGCGCAGGACUUCACUCCGCUACUAAAUCAUCUGUAUCGGCCACUAAGGGCCGUUAUAAUAGUCCUGUAUCGACCAGAGAGGACUGUUUUAAUAGUCCUGAAUUGGCAAUAAAGGAUUGUUCUAAAAGUCCUUUAUCAGUCACAGAGGAACGUUCUAAUAGUCCUGUAUCGGUCACAGAGGAACGUUCUAAUAGUCCUGUAUCGGUCACACAGGAACGUUCUAAUAGUCCUGUAUCGGUCACACAGGAACGUUCUAAUAGUCCUGUAUCGGUCACAGAGGAACGUUCUAAUAGUCCUGUAUCGGUCACAGAGGAACGUUCUAAUAGUCCUGUAUCGGUCACAGAGGAGAGUCCCUCAUGCACUCAUGUUGUCUACAGCAGUGACUGAUAACCUGGAAGACAGUCUUUUACAUAAACACACACUUGAACAGACACUGUUUGAAAACUUGGGCAUGUUUAAACUUUAUUUGGACCCACUAGUCUUCUGCAGGGUGAUUCUUUUACUUGAGCUGGACUAUAAAUAAUGACCAUCUUUCUUUUUUCCUCCCCCAUCCUCCUGUCAUCCUCCUGUCAUCCACCAUCUUCCUUUUCUCCUUCUAUUCUCCAUCCUUCUCUUCCAUCUUUAUGUCCAUCCUGUUGUACUGUAGAACAUUAACGUAACAAAUUUAUUGAAAAAAUAAAAUAAACAUCACAUGAUGAAUGUAUUCUUUGAUUCUUAAAUGUUUUAUUUUUAUAACCUUGAAGACUAUUUGGGUGACUAUCCUCAUGACUAUUUUUACCGCUAUCCUAAAGACUAUUUGGGUGGCUAUCCUAAAGACUAUUUGGGUGGCUAUCCUAAAGACUAUUUGGGUGACUAUCCUAAAGACAAUUUUUAUGAUUAUCCUGGAAAUAUUGGACCAUCUGGAAUGCAGGAAAUGUACUUGUGCCAAAAAGAACAGGAUUAUUUGGACAGCGAGGCUCUUCUUCCAGAUAAUAAUGUUGAGACGCUUCAAAAGCACAGACCCAGGAACAGUGUUACCAGGUGUUAGUUUUUAAAAUAUCAGCUGAGCCACUCAGGAACGUGUAUCAAUAAACACCUGGCUGUUUUAACCCAAUCAGAACAAGAGACCUUAACCUGUGGUUUUACAUGUGACGACCAUGACCUGUCUGAGGGGACAGGAUUCUUGAGGGUGAUUUUGGUUAAUCUUUUGCUGUCACAUUGUGCUGCUCUGUUUACUAGUGAUGGGCAAACGAGGCAUCAUUAGCGUUAUUUUAGCAGCAGGAUAUUAUGCUGGCUGCACUGAUUUUCUUUAUCACAAUAAAAGCCAUCAUUGAAAUAUAUAAGGCAAUAUAGUUAAUCUAGUCUGUAAAAUAGAACAGACAAGUACAACGUUGGAACGGACAUGAAGCACAAAAUGACAGAUUAAAUUGACAAGACAAGAUUGUUAACUAUUGCCUUAUAUAUUUCAAUAAUGGCUUUUAUUUUGAAAAAUAAAAUAUUUGAGUUAGCGCGGAUAGAAUGACAUCCUGCUGCUAGAAGAACGGUAAUGAAACCUCGAAUGGCCAUCACUACUAGCUGUUUCUCAAUGUCAAGGAUCCUUCCUUGACAUUGAGAAACAGCUACUGUCUACUACACAUGACACAAUUACCCAUGAUGCACUGCACUGCUAACACUGUUCACUAUAUAGCCAAUUUCGAAUGAGAUGGUGCCUAGAAAAUGUCACAGGAAUCCUCCCUAAUAAAUGUGUCAUCAAAGCCUU
Esox lucius (northern pike) is the source of this 6009-nucleotide messenger RNA. RefSeq names its product E3 ubiquitin-protein ligase Topors. Gene Ontology annotation, biological process: protein polyubiquitination; protein monoubiquitination. The coding region runs from base 162 to 4658 and encodes 1498 amino acids. The transcript is spliced from 9 exons. The record is from RefSeq and is a predicted model, not a curated record. Gene Ontology annotation, molecular function: metal ion binding; ubiquitin protein ligase activity. NCBI's taxonomy places the organism in Eukaryota, Metazoa, Chordata, Actinopteri, Esociformes, Esocidae.